CCCCUUCUCCUUCGUCACCCUCUUUAUCUUUAUUGCUGGCUACACCACUGCGCGCUGGCAUCUUGGCACCCGUCUUUAUGAACUGGCCAUCUUCGCUUGGGACAACGGAGUAGUCGCACGCACCGCCCGCGGGUUUCUCGGUCUCUCGCUUCUUUUUGCGUUUAUUGCGAUUCCGGUUGUGCUGCUUGCUAGGACAGAAGGGUCGCUGCACCCCAGGGCGUCGGGUGUGGGUGUUUCAGCACGAGAGCAGCUCCGACGUCGAGGUUCAUUCUGAGGGCGCUAUUUGACAUGGUAGAACAUGAUGGGCUUAUGAGAGUAUUCUGGCCGACGGACGUGGUUAAGUUCGACCGUCCGGGAGUGGUCGUUGGCUGGCGCAACUCAAAUCUGGACGUCUUUGUUGUAGCGGUGUUAGACGACGUUGAUGCUCGCGAUGUCGAAUUCCAUAUCAAGCACGGCACCUUCUUCAGGUCGUCGCCGCACACGCCUUCUCAUGCAUUCGAAUUAUGCGGCCAUUCGUCGAUGCACGUCCUCGGAAUCUCGAAUCCAACCGACCCGAGUGCGAUGAACCCUUCUUGGCUAUGUGCAGUGCCAUCUUCGUCUCGACGAUCCCCUAGGAUCACUUGCGCGAAAGCGUCCAGUGUGCAACUGAUCAUGUACAAUCGACCGCGACCAAAAGGAAUGCAAUACAUCUCUCUUGACCCGAUUGCGCUGGCUCUCGACUACGAGGGCUCGGAUACUCGCCACCCGAAGACUGUCGGCCCAGAUAGUGCGGAGGAAAAGCAAGAAAAGCAGGCGCACGAGCAGCGACAAAAACUUGUCGAGAAGCUGAAACAACACACGAUCGUCAAGAGGGUGCCCUCAGCGCGGGACAAGGCGCUCGCCAAGAUCGUCAACCAGGUUAAUUGGUCUUGGGAGUUGGAGCAGACUUUGCAGAAGAACGUAGGCCGACUUGGGCCAAGACCGAAGCGCAGCUUGAGCGUUUCCCAGCAGGUUGUGGAAUCGGCCGCGACAAUGCGCAAUUAUGUGUUGCAGCAACUUCUCGAGAUUUUCACUCUCUAUCUGUUCCCCACGAUUCGGCAGAUCUUUGUCAGUCUCCUGACGCUGCACCGUCUGGUUGCCGAGGCAUUUCUCGUUCUCCUGGAGUUCCGCAUCAAGCCUGGACGUCCAGCACUCAAGGAUGUGUCCGCGACAGCCCAGCAGAUUGAGAUUCGACUGCAACAGUUUUGCUACUGGCCAAUGCAGUACGUCAAGCUCCGAGAACGGAAAAGUAAUUGGGCGAGCAUCAACACGAGCCAUCCUGACUACAUUCGCUUCUACAAUAGCUUGUGGCUCGUGGCCAACGAUGUCAUCAUAGGACUUGCGCUCGGAUCCUACAUUAUCGAUCAUGCGGAUUUUGUGGCGUCGGCUGUGGAGGGUCUGCUCAAGACCUACACGGUCGAUGCUUUGCAAAGCAGCAUAUUGUGGCUGACAGGCUGGCCUGCUGGUUUGAAGUUGAACGACGAGUUGGCUGCCUUCCUUGGCGAUCUGUUUCUUUGGGUCAUUGACUAUUGGGCUAGUAAGUAUCUAACCCGGCUGCGUGACAAGCUUCUAACAAUGGCCAUAGACUGCGUUGAAACUCUGGGUCCCUUUCUGCCCAAGAUCGUCUGGUUCAUCGGCUUCUCUUCGUUCGCCGGCGCCAGCAUGCCGAUUGCCAUGGUGUCUGACAUGCUCUCCGCCUUGACAGUUCACAUCUAUUCCUUCUACCUCGCGUCCGCUCGCAUCUACCAUUGGCAGCUUGUCAUACUGCAAUCGCUCUUCCACCUCUUCCGCGGUAAGAAGCACAACGUCUUACGCAACCGCAUUGAUUCUUGCGACUACGACUUAGACCAACUCCUUGUCGGCACCAUCUUGUUCACGUUGCUCUUCUUCCUGCUGCCGACCGUGGUUGUUUUCUACCUAAAUUUCGCGGUUGCUCGAAUGAUCAUUAUAUCAUUGAAGGCUGUGUUCGACACGAUGCUAUCUUGCUUGAAUCAUUUUCCCCUGUUUGCACUCAUGCUUCGCCUCAAAGACCCGCGUCGUCUACCGGGGGGCAUUCGCUUCGAACUUCGAGAUACCCUUGUCGCGACUUCCGCGACCGGGACGGUGACUGAACCCCCGACGUCGGUCAUAUAUCUCAAGUCCGUCCCGUUGUCCUUCACAGCCAUGUUCAACCAGUACUUCCAGAUGGCGCACCGCAUUCGAAAGCAUUAUUUGUCGCCUAGUGUUCUGCUUUGUCUUUUGACAGGGCGAUUUGUUCCACCAAUCGACCGGCGCAACCUGUACAGCCUUCAGUAUAGCAUGCUGCCCGCGAAGAGGGCUACCGUGGGCGAGAUGUGGAAAGCCCUCAAGGUGGAGAAGAAGACACCUAACGCAACACAGUAUCCAGUGCUUCCAAAGCUGCCGACCUUACCUGGCAGGAGGAUGGGUAGGACGAGAAGUGGGCUGUGAUGAUAGACAUUAUGAAUAAUUGAAAAGCUCACGUUCAGAUACGUCUGGUGUUCCAAUGGCAACGAGUGCUUGAGCGAGACUCUGUCCAAACACUUCAAACUGCUGGCCGAGG
This is a messenger RNA of Emericellopsis atlantica, 2578 nucleotides long. RefSeq names its product N-acetylglucosaminyl transferase component-domain-containing protein. The transcript has 3 exons. NCBI's taxonomy places the organism in Eukaryota, Fungi, Ascomycota, Sordariomycetes, Hypocreales, Bionectriaceae. Gene Ontology annotation, biological process: GPI anchor biosynthetic process. The record is from RefSeq and is a predicted model, not a curated record. Gene Ontology annotation, cellular component: membrane; endoplasmic reticulum. Bases 289 to 2466 code for a protein of 725 amino acids.